AUGGACUCGGUCAUUGAGACGCAGCGAGCCUGCCACGAAGAGAUUGAGCGGUACGAGCAAGCGCUCGCGGACGUGCUGGUACAGCAACCUAUCGGGCAACGUAACCAGACACGGCGGGACCGUAAGGCGGCUGAGAUCCUCGCUCGCAUCGGCGAGCUGAGACACAACCUUGCUCUUCUGUAUGAAGAUGCGCCGGGACUGCGGCCGACCGAGCUCGCGGCGUUGAGCGCGCCGCCUCCCGGUGAAGGGGUGGACGAGCUGGCCGAGUUCUACACGCGCUUCGAAAAGGUCAAGGACUUCCACCGCAAGAACACGGGUCUGAACGCGCGCGCGCUCAUCGCGUCCAUCGACGACAUGGUCGACUCGGAUGGGCUUCAGGUGAUCGAGGUCGAGGGCGAGGAGGAGCCGGUCAUCAUUGACCUGCUCGACAGCGUCUUCAGCGGCGAGGAGGCAUACGGCCGCCAUCUCGACCUGUACGAGGCGCACGCCCAGUUCCUUAACCUCAAGGGAUCGACUCGGUUGUCGUACAUUGCCUAUCUCGACAUGCUCAAGUCGGGGCGCAUCGAGCGCACUCUUGAUGUGCGGGAAAAGAGCCACCCCGCGUACUUGCAAUACGUGCAGACACUGUAUUCGUACAUGACAUCGUUCUUUGAGCGGGCACUGCCCCUGAUCGACCUCGAGAAGAAGUUGAAGGAGGAGGAAGACGGGUUCGACAAUGCCUGGGCUGCUGGCGAGGUCAAGGGAUGGGAUGAAGGGAAGAAGGUACCUACAUCCCAAGGCGGGAUUUGGUGCCCUUACUGCGCAAAGUCGUACGCCAAGCAGACGGUGUACGAUGCGCACUUGAACUCGGGAAAGCACAAGAAGAAGCAGGCAGCUGGUAUCAAGGUCGAGCAAGGCAAUGAGCCGGCAACGUCUACCGCAGAGUCGGGGAGGGAUAAGCUGCGGCCAGCGGCUCGACUUACGUGGCUCGUGUGUGCGCUCCUCGUCUUCCCGCCAAUCCCCGAGAAGAUUACUGCAUCGCGAGGCGAGGUGGAGCGCCGCGCGGCGCUGACUGCGCGCGAGCGUGAGGCCGAGCUUGAGGACGUCGAGGAGGCACCGCCUGUCGUUCUUCCCCCACCUGGAGAGGAAGAGGAAGACGAGGACGACCCACGCCUGUACAACCCCCUCAACCUCCCGCUCGGAUGGGACGGCAAGCCCAUCCCCUUCUGGCUGUACAAGCUGCACGGUCUCGGUGUCGAGUUCAAGUGCGAGAUCUGCUCUGACCACGUGUACAUGGGCCGCAAGGCGUUUGACCGCCACUUCCAGGAGAGCAGGCACGCGUUUGGUAUGCGCGCUCUCGGGCUACCCAACACGCGCCACUUCCACGAGAUCACCAAGAUCGCGGACGCACUCGCGCUCGCGGAGAAGCUCAAGGCCGAAGGACGCGCUGAGCUGAGUGCCAUGGACAAGGCGGAGGAGUUCGAAGACGACGAUGGAAACGUCUACGAUAAGAAGACGUACGAGGAUCUCAAGCGCCAGGGCUUGUUGUAG
Molecule: messenger RNA, 1530 nt
Organism: Cutaneotrichosporon cavernicola
Lineage: Eukaryota; Fungi; Basidiomycota; Tremellomycetes; Trichosporonales; Trichosporonaceae
Gene: sap61
Exons: 3
Coding region: 1-1530 (509 amino acids)
Biological process (GO): mRNA splicing, via spliceosome
Cellular component (GO): spliceosomal complex
Molecular function (GO): RNA binding
Source: RefSeq, a predicted model, not a curated record